Messenger RNA from Aspergillus calidoustus, 1695 nucleotides. Lineage: Eukaryota; Fungi; Ascomycota; Eurotiomycetes; Eurotiales; Aspergillaceae. The record is from the annotation of a GenBank genome assembly.
AUGCAAAAAUCAAAAGUUGAUGUUUCCAUGCUUGUCGCGUUCGGGGGUAUUCGCGUCGGAAAAGAGAUACGGCGCGCCAUAGCAACCAUCUUAGUCAUCUAUGCCGAAGUGAAAAAGACAAUAUCAUCCCGAAGCGUAUCCGGCCCCAAAAGGCAAGCUAUAUUCCCCUGUCACUCAACCAAGGCUCCCGUUGCUGAUCGCCGGAGGUCGCUCUUUUCCAGUCAACUUUUAUCAUCAACCUCUUCUUUUAUUCUUUUCCCCCUCUCCCCUCCAUCCGCCAUGUUCAAGCUAGCCCGCACUCGGCCGUUCACGGCGGCUCUCAGAGCUGCGACGGAGCCGUCCAUGCGCACGCGUAUCGCUCAGCAACAGAGAAACCUUUCCAUCCACGAAUACCUUUCUGCCAACUUGCUCAAAUCAUAUGGCGUUGGAGUUCCCAAGGGUGAAGUCGCUCGGUCAGCUGAGGAGGCUGAGGCUGUCGCCAAAUCGCUCGGUAACGAUGAUAUGGUGAUCAAGGCUCAGGUCCUUGCUGGUGGUCGUGGAAAGGGUCACUUUGACAACGGUCUAAAGGGUGGUGUGCGUGUCAUCUACUCCCCUACCGAGGCCAAGAUGUUUGCUGGCCAGAUGAUCGGACAGAAGCUCAUUACCAAGCAAACCGGCGCUGCUGGCCGCCUUUGCAACUCUGUGUACAUUGUUGAGCGCAAAUUCGCUCGCCGCGAAUUCUACCUUGCCGUCCUCAUGGACCGCCAGACUCAGAGCCCCGUCAUUGUCGCCUCGUCCCAAGGUGGCAUGGACAUUGAGGCCGUUGCCAAGGAGAACCCCGAAGCCAUCAUCACCACUCCUAUCGAUAUCAAAGUCGGUGUAACAGAUGCCAUUGCAACCAAGAUUGCUACCGAGCUCGGCUUCUCUGAACAGUGCGUCGACGAGGCCAGGCAGACCAUCCAGAACCUUUACAGGGCAUUCAUGGACACCGACGCUACCCAGAUUGAAAUCAACCCUCUGUCCGAGACUUCUGACCACCAGGUUCUCGCCAUGGAUGCCAAGCUUAGCUUUGAUGAUAACGCCGAGUUCCGCCAAAAGGAGAUCUUCUCAUGGAGAGACACCACCCAGGAAGAUGCCGAUGAGGUCAAGGCCGCCGAGCACGGCCUGAACUUUAUCAAGCUUGAUGGAGAUAUUGGAUGCUUGGUCAACGGUGCUGGUCUCGCCAUGGCUACCAUGGAUAUCAUCAAGCUCAACGGCGGCAGCCCCGCCAACUUCCUUGACGUUGGUGGCGGUGCUACGCCCGCUGCCAUCAAGACGGCCUUUGAGCUCAUCACCAGCGAUCCCAAGGUGUCGGCCAUUUUUGUCAACAUCUUUGGUGGUAUUGUACGCUGCGAUGCCAUUGCUCAGGGCUUGAUCAAUGUUGUGCACGAGAUGGACCUGCGCACUCCCAUCAUUGCUCGUCUGCAGGGUACCAACAUGGAGCAGGCUCACAAAUCAACGAAUCCGGCCUCAAGAUCUUCUCAAUUGAGGAUCUCCAGAGUGCUGCGGAAAAGUCCGUUCAGUUCAGCAAGGUUGUCAAGAUGGCCCGCGAGAUCGACGUGGGUGUCGAAUUCACUCUUGGUAUCUAAGCUCCGCGUGGAUUUUUCUUUUGUCAUGUCAACUGUCCGAUUGCUUCAUCUCUCUUUCUUAGUGAAACGGGUGCUUCGCAGAAAUUGA